GAAAUAACUUCUAGUGUGUAUAUAAAUCACCCAGUUUCCAUGGAGCAGUACCUGAUGGAAGGCAGUUUCCACAAGGUUUUCUUAUCUAAAGGUAACGUGCCAUCAAAGAGAUAUGAUUUCUUCAUUGAUAUCCUCUUGAAUACAACCAGGUUAGAUGUUUAUACUCAUACAUACGUUCACUAGAGAUGAGGUUGCGUCUUGUGUAGAAGCUGCCUAUGAAAGUUUGUCACUGAAGGAUGCUACUCCCAUAUUAUUCUUUGAUUCUGAGGAGGGGACUAAGGCUUUUGGAGAAAAGCGGGGAUGGAAACUUGAAGCUGGCAUCUUUCACUUCCCUAAAAAUACCAAACAAACAGACGAAGGCAUCCCAUCAGCUGACGUAACAAAGGUUAUGCUGGAAUACACAAGAGAGCUAGAUCAAAUAAUUUAGAAUCAGUUUACCAACUUUGGGUCUCAAUAGUUGUACCUAAAAUUUUCGAAAAUAAAGCAUCCUGUAUUCUACAUUUAUUUUUGUAUUAGUAGUCCUUUGAGUCUUCCAAUGAAGUCAGUCUGUGGCCACGAAAUAGUUGCCUUCAGCUACUUUUUGAACAAGAAUCUCAUUAAUCUUUGCCUACGGAUUAUUGUGUACUCUGUGCUCACUCUAACAGAAUUUCAGUGUUAUUUGAGUAAGUAUUUGUUGGUUUGCAUUGCUUCAUUUAUUCGCUUCACCUGCCCUAAAAAUAAUUAACAAUCUUAAGAUUUACUGUUCAUGAAUAGUGCAUCUGCUACUUCCGCCUUGAUGAAUUCGGCUUACUGAGUGAAAAUCCAAGAAACUGUAACAUUAAAAACAGGAUCGAAAAAGAAUCUUAUUACCGGGUUACUGUUCUAUUGUUAGAUAUUGAUCUUCCAAUUUACCUAAUUGUUCGUUUACGUAGUGGUUUUAAUAUUAUUUACCAUUUCCUUUCAUUCCCACCAUGUGCUGUUGAUCGCAUGUGUUAAUAACAUCUGGUUGUCGGAUUAUCAACUUGUAUCCCACUCCUAUGCCCUCUGAGUUGAGAUGAUUUUUGGAGUGUUUUAUGAAUUUGCACAAUAAAUUUAUUGUUAAACUGUUAACAGGUGAACAAAUAUUAUUUUAUUAAAAUGCAAAUUUAGAACAUCAUGGGCACCGAAAAAUGCGCUACACAAAAUUUCAUGGUUUGUGCGAGGACUGGAAUACUGUCCGGAUAUCCAGACUGAAGUGGAUGUUAAGGGGCCGCCCCGAGCUCUUGACUUGAAGUCUCGUACACAAGGUUGUAGAACAGCGUCGGGGGCUGCAUUCCGGGGGCAAAAACAGAUUCAUACGCUAUUUGAUGCGUUCAGAUUCUAGUGCCGAUGUGUACCAUAGUUUUGGAGUAAUUCUUUUCCAGCUUCCCUAGGUAGACAUGGAGCUCACUUUAUCUUGCCAAUAUAUUCCUUCCUGCUUCGUUUUGAUCAGUCAAGAAAACAGGGUUUGGUAUUUCCCCAUUUCUCGAAAGGUUUUAUAGUUACUCAGUCAAAAGGUCAGACUCUGCCUUGGCUAGAAAGCUUUGGGUAUUCGAUAAUCUUAUCAGUCUAUAGGACUCGUGGGACAUUUCAAAACAUACUGAUCCACAUGUGGUUGCUGCUUUUAAACUACCAGCUGCUCGACAGGCUAUUUUGACUUGCAUACCGGAAUAUUAAAGCAUAACUCGCACUGAAAUUUACUUUCAUCGGGGUUAGUAGGCUGUUUACUGAGUUGAAAGGACCAUUAAACCCACAGUUUGUUUCGCAACAUAUAGUUUAGUGUUUACUCAAUGUUACACUUUUUCGCUAUGCAUUUACUUUCACUGGAAGGCUGGUAGAUAAAGGGAUUGAACAGAUUUUCUACGUGCAAAGUUCGAUGUUAUGCUGAUGAAUCGCUAAUGCCAUACAUAAAUGUCGAGAAAUAAGAUCCUUUUACCAUUUAGCCUUACCUUACAGAUGAAUUGGAAAGAGGAUUCCGGUGGAACUGCAUGGAUUGAAUUCACCGGGCCGGGACUAUCCACCAAUAGUGCCUUACUUUUCUGGGUUGCUUUCGUAGACAUGAGAUUUUUCUGCGAAUUGGUUUUGUACUUUAUGAGUCUUGCUGCGUCUAAGUGGACUACAUUUCCAGAUGACCUUUUGAAGUGACAAUAUUAUAAGCAACCACCUUUUGGCAGCAGCGGGUAGGACGGAAUUUAAAGGGAGCACAAAGUAAAUUUUUGUGUCGUGAUAGAACCGUGUUUCUCAAGUAUUUAAUUGUUUCAAGAAUCAUGAAUUCUGUAUUAUAUAAUACCCAACCAACCCUGACAGUGACUUUAAAAUCACCUGUCGGAUUAAUGCUAACUUGCUGCGUUUUCUCCUUUCCAAACUUCUAAAGGCGACGGAGGGCUUCGUCAUCUAUGAAGUUAAGCUAGGCCAUCGUACACAAAAAAAGUAUAUAUAAUCCUUACUAUUACUUUGGCCUUAGAGUAGGAAGAAUGGAUAAGAUAUUGUGUUUUAUGUCCUUUGUGCCUUCCCCUUGUUAUUGCUGUUGUUAUUGUUAGUAUUUUCAUUUCCAACGGAUUCUACCAUUAUAUCACUUUUCCCAUUUAUUAUUCUAAUUCGGUAUAUUUUUUACAAUGUGAAACUCUAUCUUAUCAAAAUUCUCACUCUGUUGUGUAGUAUUUUAAUUUGCCUGCUAAUCCCUCUUAUCUUACAUCCUUCCCUAAUAUGUGUGAAAUAUUUUAUAUAUUACGUAACCUGCUUUACAACUUGGUACUGAACUAUGACUAUAAUGAAAAAUAUUUUGUCGUAUUCCAUAUUAUUAUUAUUACUCAAGUACUCACAUUUUUGUUUGAAAUUCCUCAAGGGAUAUAGUGUCUAAAAACUUAUAUAUAUAUAUAUAUAUAU
Molecule: messenger RNA, 2883 nt
Organism: Trichobilharzia szidati
Lineage: Eukaryota; Metazoa; Platyhelminthes; Trematoda; Strigeidida; Schistosomatidae
Source: the annotation of a GenBank genome assembly